CGCUCACAGCUAUGGUCCGGGGGUCCGGGGGAACUCGGGGGUCGUCGGUGCUGCUGCUGCUGCUACUGGGGCUCCUGCCAGGCACCUGGGUGCUUCAAGGAAACAGGCCUGGAGAGCCAGUUACUCCCCACUGGGUCCUGGAUGGACAACCCUGGCAAAUGGUCACCCUCGAGGAGCCGGUCUCCAAGCCAGACGUGGGGCUGGUGGCCUUGGUGGCUGAAGGCCAGGAGCUCCUGCUUGAGCUGGAGAAGAACCACAGGCUUCUGGCCCCAGGAUACACAGAGACCCACUACAGGCCAGAUGGGCAGCCCGUGAUGCUGAUCCCCAACCACACGGAUCAUUGCCACUACCGUGGGCGCGUGAGGGGCUUCCCUAACUCGUGGGUAGUCCUCAGCACCUGCUCUGGGAUGAGUGGCCUGAUCACACUCAGCAGCAAUGUCAGCUAUUAUCUGCGUCCCUGGCCACCUGACUCGGAGAACUUCUCAACCCACAAGAUAUUGCGGAUGGAGCAACUGCUUACCGGGAAAGGGCCCUGUGGCCAUAGGGACCAGGGGGACAAAGGGGGCAUGACCUGCCUUCCUCGCGCUCCCCGGAGCAGGGAGAGGCGACAGGCCCGCAGGAGCCCGAGGUACCUGGAGCUGUACAUAGUGGCUGACCACACGCUGUUCUUGACCCAGCACCGCAACUUGAGCCACACCAAACAGCGUCUCCUGGAGGUCGCCAACUAUGUGGACCAGAUUCUCAGGACUCUGGACAUUCAGGUGGCGCUGACCGGCCUGGAAGUGUGGAGCGAGCAGGACCGGAGCCGCGUCACGCAGGACGCGAACGCCACGCUCUGGGCCUUCCUGCAGUGGCGCCGGGGGCUGUGGGCGCGGCGGCCACACGACUCGGCGCAGCUGCUCACGGGCCGCGCUUUCCGGGGCGCCACCGUGGGCCUGGCGCCCGUCGAGGGCAUGUGUCGCGCCGAGAGCUCUGGAGGCGUGAGCACGGACCACUCGGAGCUCCCCAUUGGCGCCGCAGCCACCAUGGCCCACGAGAUAGGCCACAGCCUGGGCCUCAGCCACGACCCCGACGGCUGCUGCGUGGAGGCGGCGGCGGAGCAGGGCGGCUGCGUCAUGGCGGCGGCCACGGGGCGCCCGUUCCCGCGCGUGUUCAGCGCCUGCAGCCGCCGCCAGCUGCGCGCCUUCUUCCGCAAGGGGGGCGGCGCGUGCCUCUCCGACGCUCCGAACCCCGGGCUCCUGGUGCCGCCGGCGCGCUGCGGGAACGGCUUCGUGGAGGCGGGCGAGGAGUGCGACUGCGGCUCCAGCCAGGAGUGCCGGGACCUCUGCUGCUUCGCCCACAACUGCUCGCUGCGCGCCGGGGCCCAGUGCGCCCACGGGGACUGCUGCGCGCGCUGCCUGUUGAAGCCUGCGGGCUCGCCGUGCCGCCUGGCCGCGGGCGAGUGUGAUCUGCCCGAAUUCUGCACGGGCGCCUCUCUCCACUGUCCCCCGGACAUUUACCUACUGGAUGGCUCGCCCUGCGCCGGAGGCCGCGGCUACUGCCGGGACGGCGCGUGUCCCACGCUCGAGCAGCAGUGUCAGCAGCUCUGGGGGCCUGGCUCCCGCCCAGCCCCGGAGGCCUGUUUCCAGGUCGUGAACUCUGCCGGAGACGCCCAUGGAAACUGUGGCCAGGACAGCGAGAGCCGCUUCGUGCCUUGUGCACAGAGAGAUGCUCAGUGUGGGAAGCUGCAGUGCCAGGGUGGGGAGCUGAGCCCACUUGUGCCGCACAUGAUGCCAGUGAACUCCACUGUUCACCUAGAUGGCCAUGAGGUGACCUGUCGGGGAGCCUUUGCACUCCCUGGUGCCCAGCUGGACCUGCUUGACUUGGGCCUGGUAGAGCCAGGCACCCAAUGUGGACCUAGAAUGGUGUGCCAGGACAGGCGCUGCCAGGACACUACCUCCCAGGAGCUGGAGCACUGCCUGACUGCCUGCCACAACCAUGGGGUGUGUAAUAGCAACCAUAAUUGCCACUGCGCUCCAGGCUGGGCUCCACCCUUCUGUGACAAGCCAGGCUUCGGUGGCAGCGUGGACAGUGGCCCCAUGCAGCCUGAAAACCACAAUGCCCUCCUGCUGGCUGUGCUCCUUAGCUUCCUGCUGCCUCUGCUCCCUGGGGCCGGCCUGGCCUGGUGCUGCUACCGGCUCCCAGGAUCCCAUCUCCAGCGAUGCCUGUGGGGCUGGAGGAGGAGCCCCGCGUGCAGUGGGCCCAAGGAUGACCCACGCAGGGACCACUGCCUGGGCAGCGUUCACACCAUGGAGUUGGAUCCAGCAGCCACUGGAGAGCCCCAGCCUCAGGGUCAAGUCCAGAAGCCAAGGUCCUAUCUCUGGAACUCAGAGCCUCAUCAGAAGUGGCCCAAUAGUGUCCCUGCCCCUGAGGGCUGGAGUAUCCUGCAGGGUACACGCUCCAGCUCAAUAAUCCAUCAGUCCAAGGAACAAAGGUGACAUGGUCCCUGACCUCCCCCCUCCAGGGGAGGCUGGGUCAUGAUGGGCACCCAGAGAGGCCUCUGUCCUGGCAGCCUGGUGUGUCUCCUACAUGUGCUUCCUCAGACCUAGCUCUGCAGGGCAGAGACUGCAGAACCAGAAGCUGGAACUCCUGAGGCCCUACAUUUCCAACUGAGUCUGCAGUUUCCUGGAGCUUGGCCCCAGCAAACAAACAAAAUUGUUGGGACCUUCUUUCCUGUCUCCUCCUGCCCUGUCUUGUUCCCUAGAUGCUUGCUAAGCCCCCACUCUCGUGCCUAGUCCUCCACCUGAGGUUUUGGAGGAUUGUAGGGUGUGCAGCAGCCCCCUCACUUUGGACAUUACCCAACCUCUCCCCCGUUCUGUGGGAGGAGACAAAGGCAGCCGUUGUAGAAAA
Cynocephalus volans (Philippine flying lemur) is the source of this 2889-nucleotide messenger RNA. It is a transcript of the gene ADAM33, whose product is annotated as ADAM metallopeptidase domain 33. Gene Ontology annotation, molecular function: metalloendopeptidase activity. The record is from RefSeq and is a predicted model, not a curated record. Gene Ontology annotation, biological process: proteolysis. Bases 12 to 2477 code for a protein of 821 amino acids. The transcript is spliced from 22 exons. NCBI's taxonomy places the organism in Eukaryota, Metazoa, Chordata, Mammalia, Dermoptera, Cynocephalidae.